CAAGCAACUCCGUGAAAAUUGCUUAAAAAUUGCUCAUAAAUUGCGUAUAAACCAAAAAUUUCACCUGAAUCCGCAGCAAGAAACCAACGCAACGUCAAAAAACAUAAAAAUUCAUCAAAAAAUCCUGCGAAAAAAGUAAAAAAUCGUGAAACCAUCCAUCGUAGUGUCUGGAAAUCGAGAAAAAAUCGCAUUAUUUUUGUGUCGACACACAAUCCGAGAUCCGUACAAGCGACAAGAAGACCAAUAAUCUCUUGCAUAUGAUCGUAGCGCUGAUAAAAAUAGACAUUUCACGUGAUUCAUAAGAGAGUAGUUGUGUUAUUAUUAUUUAUUCGUACGUGCGAGAGCUGCUGACGCGACGUACGAAGCCAAUUUAACACGAGUAAAAAUCUUUACUAUUCAUAAAAUUGAUUUCAUUCAGUUUAGUUUGAGUCACUAGACGGUUGUAACGCGGAUUUUUUUCGUCGUAUUUCGCACACGUCGUCGCGCAAAACAGGAAAAAACCCAAAUAAAUAAGGAAGAAAUCGCAAAAUAAAUAAAAUUGACGCAAAAAAGCUCGCUGAUAAUGAUAGAAAUUACGAGUGCAAGACAAAAACAAACUACUUCAAGUACUAUUUAUUGAAAAAAAAAAGCAAAAAAUAAUGAAAAAAUUGUGAAAAAAGAGAAAAUUUCAAGGAAAAAAUUAAAAACUAAAAGAAAAUGUUUAAUAAAAUAUUCGCAAGUACAAAACGGAAAAACCAAACUGGAGCGCCGCACAGUCAUCAGCAUCAUCACAAUCAUCAGAACACGAUUAGCCCUUUUGAGUUCGCAGACGACCAAACACGGAUCGUGUUGUUCCGCGAAUGUGACCUGAGAGGCACAAAAUUACUUUUUGACUCGGAUGCCUUCAGUCAGAUACCAGUUUCGCCGAAAAAAGGUCCCGCUAAGAAUGGGACGACGACAAAAACGGGAGGAAGUGAGGGGCCUGUGUAUGAAAUUAGUGACGGAAUUGCUUAUCGGUACUCCCGCCAACAAAAACAACCAAAAAGUGAUGAAAACGUCCUCAGCGAGAUGAUUUUCGGGUCUGUAGCGUUAGCGUUACGCGGCACAACGUUCAAAGUGCAUUGGCUGCACGAUCGAAUGAUGAUCUCGCAAGUGUUUUUGGCACCGAUUCAGAUGCAAAAUGGCACGCGACACUCCCAAUCGACACGUUUGAACAUCGUCAGUGCCUCGCAUCUACAGGAAACGGGUCCCGAAGGCACUUCCGUCAACUCGUUGUCGCUCAGUAUUUGUGUGAAGAGCGAUUUGGCGCUCAGUCAUCCGUUGGAUGUCCCCGAGGAGCAUCACGCAACGCAAAAUCCCGAAGUUCGAGGCAGCACAGGUGAUUCGGGGUAUAGCGGAACUGAUCCAUGGACUGCUACAUCGACAACUUCGUCACGUGUCUCGAAUCGGAGCAGCUUGGCAUCCGUUUUUAGUGACUUGGAUAUCAGUCAUCAUGGGCGCAAACACUCGAUUGACUCGACAGCGGCUCUCAUGCCCGAAACGAACAACAGCAGUGGCAAUAUUCAACGUCGAAUCUCGCGUCACGUGUCAACUUCCAUGGAAAAUCGCUUCACAAACCCCGAUUUAGUGGGUCAACUUGGCGAAUAUUACAUGACGAACGUCGUAAAUUGCUCCGCAAGUGAGUUAAGUGUCCCCCGCAUUCGAAGAAACAGCGAAAUUUGUCCCCCGCCGCAGGAGAGAGGAACAUCUUCAGACAUCCGAAGCAAAAGAAAAGCCAUAAGUGGUGAUGUUUUGGCAAAUUCAUCACGUCGCAGCUCUGCAAGACGUCCCAGACUUGGCAUUGCCGUCAUUUUCAUGCUCAACAAAGGCGAAAAUCGUGAAAUGAAGCUUUUUUGCUCGGAACACAUGCUCAUGCUCGAAGGAAUGAUCAACCGUUUGCGCAUGGCAGUCGAAAAUGCGUACAUCAGUCGUCAACGCUUCCUUCAAAUCAUGCUUUCGGCCUUUCAUGAGACCUCAAAUUGGCUUUAUGAUCUCUUCACGGCGCCUCGCAUCAAAUUUCCCGUGUGGAUUUCCUUGAGUACGGGUUUCGUGCAUAAUGCCGUGCAACUAGCAGCUCAAUUUAUGAAAGAUCUGAACCUGUUGAUGAACCAUCUUGACACGAAAGAGACCAAUUUCUUCAUGAGUCGUCUCGUAACAGCUGUUUUGACGUGUCAUUUGGGCUGGGUGAACACUGUGGCGCCAAUUUGCAUCCAAAAACAGGCAAAACGUGAUGGAUCAGUCGCUUCCGUGGAAACUCUCGUGAACGAAGAACGUAUGCGACUAUCGGAAAUCUCAAAAUUACAUCCUUACAAUGCUCUGUGGGCUCAAUUGGGGGAUUUGCAUGGCGCUGUAGGGACUCCAUUGAGACUUGCGAAGACUGUUGUGUACGGAACUGCCUCACAUUUGAAGAUUGUCGAACGAAUUUUAAACAUUUUGACGUAUUUCAUCCGAUGUGGCGAGAUAAAACGCUUGGAAGUGCGGAAAAAAGUCGAAAAUUCAGACGUUGGUGCGAUAAUUGAAAAGCAACUGACAAACAACAACAAAAUUUCACAGGAAAAAAUCGAAUCAGAACCAAAAAGUGAAAAAACUGAAACCAAAAAUCGCAUGAUGCGACGCUCAAACACGCAAAAAUCAAAUUUAGCCCUGCUGGAUCAGCAAUUGGAGACAUCAAGUGCCUCGUCAAGCAGCAGUAACAUUCCCUUCGCCAUGGAUUCGGACACUUCGUUAGUAGUUAAAGGCAGAUUUCAGGUAACAACAGCGACGGAAAGCGAUGUCGUGGAUUGUGCCGUGCCUCCUGCGACUAAAAUCGAUGAAAAUGGGGUCGUUUUUGUGCUGGGAGGCGAUAAUGAAGAGCUUGUUGGCCUGAAACAGGAACAAGAAACCGCAAAUGGGGCAAUUAAAAAGAGUAGUUGCUCCACGAAACACAAAAAACAUUCCGGCGUCAAAUUUGAUUUCGAAAAAUAUCCGCAAAUUGCGAAAAAUUACAUGCGGAACAAGAAUUUGGAAAUGAAUAAUUACGAUUUUUUCGAAAAAGGACUAAAAAUGGAGCUCCAAUGGAAGCUAAACUACGAAGAAACACAAACGAAAACAAAAGAAGAAGAAUGUGAGUGUUGCAAAGGCGCAGGAGCGCAUUACCUUCAAACUCCCUCCAACGCGUCUGAAUUGGAAUUUUCGAGUGACGAUCCGUUGCAGGAACAACACACGUCGACGCCGCGCAUCGUAAUCAGCGAAGCUCAAACCACUUGUCUGACAAAUCACUCGAAAUUGCCACUGGCCUACUUUCCGCUUGACGAGACACGAGAAGUGAAUAUCGUAAGAAACGAUAAUCCUCAGAUAAAUCUCAUCGAGUUGCCUUUUAAAGAGACUUCCGAUGACAAUAUCAGUACAAAACCGCUUGUGACGACCUCAAAACAGGAUAAAUUGUUGCCUGGGUUUAGCCCGUCGCUGUUUGUGGGCUUGUCGAAUCACUUUAUUUCGGAUAUGAUCCUUCAGGGCAUCAUUACGGCGCGAAAUGACGCCAAAUGGGAAGAUGCGCUGAGACAAGACUUGAUGUAUGCCGCCAAAUGCAUUUCUCUCGAACAGGUCCCCAUCGAGAAUGUAGCGAUUGUUGCUAAUAUUGAUAAUUGGGACGUCCGUUUACUCUCCUCCAACUCGUCAUAUCUCGCAUCGACUGCCACGAACAAGACAUUCGGCAUCGUGGGAAUGUCCCAGCUCGUCUCAACACUCCUCGAAACGGUACAAUGCAUGUACCAAAGCGGCGCCUCAGCCUUCCAGUGCAUGUCGCUCAUCGAAUCAAAGUUACAGGAAAUCUACCUGCAAUCGGAAACGCUUUCCGAAUUUCUGCUGGAAACGGAAUUUUGCUCCCUGAGCAUGCUCACGAACACGUUAGAGCUAUCGGACAACGAUAUACCGUUACUUCUUGCUAUCGCAUCAAUUCACUCGCCACAAGUUACCAAAAAAUAUGGUGUUAGUACCAGAUAAGUUAGUUUUAUAAGGAAUUCCGCGCAGAGAAACAAAAACUAAACAAUUGUAUACAAUCAAUAUGUACCGCUAAUGUGAUAGUAGAUUUAAUGUUAAAUUAUUAAAUUAAAGGACAAUACGGUAAAAAAAAAUAAAUAUUUAUAACAGACUUGAUAUAAAAAAAAGUUGAAUAAA
Molecule: messenger RNA, 4173 nt
Organism: Culicoides brevitarsis
Lineage: Eukaryota; Metazoa; Arthropoda; Insecta; Diptera; Ceratopogonidae
Product: folliculin-interacting protein 2
Exons: 4
Coding region: 697-3999 (1100 amino acids)
Cellular component (GO): cytoplasm
Molecular function (GO): protein-folding chaperone binding; ATPase inhibitor activity
Source: RefSeq, a predicted model, not a curated record